Molecule: messenger RNA, 1212 nt
Organism: Oikopleura dioica
Lineage: Eukaryota; Metazoa; Chordata; Appendicularia; Copelata; Oikopleuridae
Source: the annotation of a GenBank genome assembly
AUGGGGUCGCCAAACGACAGUUAUGUGGUGAAAAUUGCGAAUUUAGCAAUCACCACAAAAGAAGAUGAUAUCCGUCACAUGUUUGGAUAUAUCGGUCGCCUGGAGGACUGCCAGAUGUAUCCUAGAAAUGUUUCAUUGAUGCCAGUCCCGUCCAAAGUCGCUUUUGUCAAGUAUAGACAUAAACGGGACGCAGCUGUGGCGCUUCAUUUAACAAAUUCAAUCUUGGUCGACAAGUGUAUUCAAGUUAUUCCCUGGAGAAAUGAUGAAAUGCCAUCAGAAGCCGUAGCGCUCCAGCAACUUUUCCCUGGAAAAGGAUACGGGCAGAAUGCGCAAAACAAACCGACCCUCGAAAUUUUGCUGAAAAACGAAGGCUUCGAAGCUGCUCCUACUAUUCCGCCAUCAGUGGACAUCGAGAUUCGUGAGCAAAUUCAACGAACAAUCCAUAUUCGCGGACUUGACCCUUCCAAGACUACCAAUGCUGCCCUUUUGGAGUUCUUUGAAAAAUGUGGAGAAGUGAAGUACUGUACGCUCGCUGGGGAAGGUGAUUUUGCUGAAGAAUGCGAUGGUUACGUUGAGUUCUCUGAAAUCACAAGUAUUAUCAACGCGCUCAAACUUGAAGACAAAACAAUCAAUGAAAAACCAUUCACGGUGGAAAUGUCUAGAUGUGCAAUUUUGAAGAGCGCUGUGAAGCCGAAAAUGCCCGCUGAUGCGGCUAUUGAAAUCGCUGACGCCUUAAAAGCGGCCAAAGAUGGACGGCUUCCAAGUGGUUUCUUCGGAGAAGCAACUGGCAAUCUCGAUCCCGAGGAGCAAGAGGCUCUUGAUGCGAAGAAAAAAGAGCGUCGGGAUAAAGAAAGAAAAGAACGAAAACGAUCUCGAAAAAGCGUUCCCGAAGCCGCAAGCGUUCCAGAAGUCGAAAGAGAUCCAGAAGUCGAAAGCGAUCCAGAAGUCGAGAUAGAAAACGACGAUCACGAGACCGAUCCCGCGAGAGAUCGAAAAAGUCGAAACGCUCCAAGAGAUCAAGAUCGAAGGAAAGAAAACGCGAUUCAAGGGAACGAUCAAAAUCCAAAGAGAACGAAACACGAAGAGAAAAAUCGAAGUCGAAAUCGAGAGACCGAGAAAUCAAGGAGGAAAAACCUGAUUCACCCGCUCGCGAAAAAACUCCUGAGAAACAAGAGACGAUGGAAGCUUGAGAAGCUAAAAUUAGCUUAUUAG